GCUGCGGUAAUCGGCAUCGUUUUGCUCGUCACCCUGAUCAUCCUUCACCGGAAAGCUGAAUCGCACGCGAAGGCCCACGAAGGAAGCGGCGUCGAGGAGGACCUGAUAGUGUCCACCAAUCUGGGGCUCAUCGAAGGCGUGGCGCUGCAGGUGCUCGACAAGAAGGUGCUGGCCUUCUACGGCGUGCCGUACGCUCGACCGCCCGUGGGUGCUCGCCGCUACCGCGUGCCCCAGCGCCACGCUCCGUGGAAGGCCACCUUCAACGCCACCGAGAGAGAAGACGUGCGGUGCGCGCAAAUCGCCGGCGGCGAGUACUUCGAGCCACAAUCAAACGCGUCUGCCGAGGAGGACUGCCUUCACAUGGACAUCUUCGUGCCCAGCAAAGCCUACGACCGAACCUCUAAAGCCAUCGUCGUGGUGCUGCACGGCGGCGGCUUCCGCAAAGGUUCGAACCGCCACCCUCUGUACGAUGGCCGUUGGCUGGCCGCCUUCGGCGACGUCGUCGUCGCCGUGCCCAACUACCGUCUAGGCCCGCUGGGAUUCCUGCGCACCGGUGAGGGAACGCCAGACGCCACCGGAAACCAGGGACUCUGGGACCAGCUGCUCGCUAUGCAGUGGAUUCGCGCAAACGCGGCUUCCUUUGGCGCUAAUUCGGGCAAGAUUACGCUACUGGGCGUGGACAGCGGUGCCAUCAGCGCAGGUCUGCACCUCCUGUCGCCGCUGAGCCGGCAGUACUUCGAGCGCGCAGUUCUCGCAGGUGGCAGUCCUUUCAUCAUGAGCCGCUACAGCGCGUUCGCCGAGCUGGACGAGCUGCGCGAGCUAGCUGCCACCGUGUGUAAGGAUCCAUCAGCGCAUCCAUUCGCGGUAGUGGUGAAGGACGAGCCGUCCCUGAGGAAAUCGUCGAUGUCGUGCCUUCGCGCAGCCCCCGCCGAACACAUCGUUGACAACCUGGAUGAAUUCAACGGCGUGAGCGCGCGGCCCUUCGGUCCCAUCUACGGUGCGAACGACAGCGCUGAGGACGACUUCUUCCUACCGACAGCCGCUGGAGACUCUUACCUCCUUCCAGACGAAGAAGGAGUCGGCGGGCCCUUUGGCGGCAAAGCGUUGGUCCUCGGCUAUACGUCUAACGAGGGCGAGUAUUUUCUGCGCCAGUUCGUCGAUCAGUGGGAUCUAGAGAGCGCGGAUAACCUGCCUAGACCUCUGGUGCGUCUGCUGCUCGACAGGCUGGUGCUCCACUUUUUCGGCGAAGAGCAGAUGAGGAAGCUCAGCGAGCUGUAUUUCGGUGAUUUGCUCGCGGACAACGACAGCUCGACCUUCUCGUCGGCCGCCGACGCCUACUUGCAGGCCGCGUCGUUUCUUGGUGAUGUGCUCGUCAAGUGUCCCGCAAGAAUGAUGGCGGAA
Molecule: messenger RNA, 1401 nt
Organism: Rhipicephalus sanguineus (brown dog tick)
Lineage: Eukaryota; Metazoa; Arthropoda; Arachnida; Ixodida; Ixodidae
Product: cholinesterase 1-like
Exons: 2
Biological process (GO): acetylcholine catabolic process; choline metabolic process
Cellular component (GO): plasma membrane
Molecular function (GO): acetylcholinesterase activity
Source: RefSeq, a predicted model, not a curated record